Messenger RNA from Phyllopteryx taeniolatus (common seadragon), 3410 nucleotides. RefSeq names its product divergent protein kinase domain 1C (gene dipk1c). Bases 1765 to 2862 code for a protein of 365 amino acids. NCBI's taxonomy places the organism in Eukaryota, Metazoa, Chordata, Actinopteri, Syngnathiformes, Syngnathidae. The transcript is spliced from 8 exons. The record is from RefSeq and is a predicted model, not a curated record.
CCCGACGCCGGCGAUGUCCUAAAUGCAUUGUGGGUAAACGCGGCGUUUGUUUGCACGCUCUCAUCUCCGCAAACACGUCUGCGCUUACAAAGACGAGAAAAUCCGAACCAAACGACGAGAUUAAGGCGACCAUCCGAAGACGUCACGCCUCGUCCUCGCUGCUGUUUCUUUUUCUUCUUCAUUUGAUUCUUUGCCUUCUUUUUGUUCCCCCCAUCCUUGCUGCACGUCCGUCAGGAUGUCCGUCACUCGGAGAAGGCCACGACCUUUCCUCCCAAAGGCUCUCUUUCACUCGAGAAGGUUUUUCUUCCCCUGAAUCGAACGUGACCCGACAUAUGUGACACGUGAACAUCUGAAUCUUAAUGAAAUACGAUCCGAUCGAUUUGGAGGACUAGCAACGCUUUCACUGCUGUGUACGUUUCGAUUGGUCAACUGGAAUCCAACCGUUUAGCGCCACCAUCGCUUACAUUCGUGAAGUACGUUUGUCUACGGUGAAGCGUGGAAGAGGGUCAAAUGCCGUUUGCAAACCGCUGUGACGACUAGCGGAUGAUCGUCGCAUCGCUUGGGAUUUAAGAUCAGCACGGCUUUUGAGUAGAAGAUCCAGAUUCGCUGGGGGAUGUCGGCUCGUCGCGUCGAUUGUGAGGGCGAGAAAUGCCAACACGUCGGGCAAGUUGAGUCCGACAGAGUAUGUAUAUGUACGGGUAGAAACGGAGUAUGCUGUUGCAGGAGUUGAUUCAGUGAAGGUGUUUUAGAGACUGCGCUUGCACGUACAGACCAGUUCCUGUAUGUUCCUGAAGGCUGCUUGAUCUUGAAUUGUUUUCAGACCUUCGUUCGAAUCGGAGGAGGCUAUCGAGGAAGAUGAUGCCGCUCUCAAGAAAGUUUGCAGCCUUUUUUUCUCUUCGUCUGGGCGCAAGUAAGACGACGGCGGAGCGUGGAGUCGUCGACGCUCGUUCAAACUUUGGAGCCCUGGUUCCGGCCGACGUGCGGCGAGCAGACCUCGGCGCACGUCGGCCGUCAAAGUAAACUCAAGCUCGCGACUCCAAAUUCAGACUCGCGGAACUUUCGCAAACUCAAUUGUAUCCAAUCUCCAAUCGUUUUCCGAGUGGAACGUUUCGCGUUUUGGGCAACUCGUGUAGCGCUUACGAAUGAGGCCUGUAGAGGCUUUUGCCGCGUGGGGCGCUCGGUCAGCUCUAUUUAGGGCCUCAUGGCGGCGGCGGCGGCAGCUGCGUUGGGAAGUUCCCUGCGCGUCUGGGACAUUCCGGACCCUUUACAGAUUCAACUGCUGUACUUAAGUAAAAGUAAAAAAAAGUACCGCUGCUGAAAUGUGCUUAACUAAGUGGAAACAAAAAAAAGUCGAUGCCAUAAAACAAGUGUUUUGAUAACUCGGCUAAACAGCAAAACCUUUUCUGCAUGCUAAGAAGUAAGACGGAGAAGAUGAAGACGAUAAAGAUAAAGCCAGUUGUUUCAAAGCCGCUUCAAAACUUGGCUCAAGUCAGAAAGUAACCAAGUACAGUUCUUUUCUUUUCAAACAUAAGAAGUAGAAUACAAAGAUGAAGACUCCCAAGUCCCAAUCCAGAUUCGUGAAAAUCAGCUGACGCGCAACAUAAAAGGGUACUUUCCGGCCGUCCUCUCUUCGGAAGAGAAGAGGUCGCUUUCCCACCACCUCGACCCCGAGGUCACCCCGACGACGAUGAUGAUCGUCGUUCCUGACGCUCGCGCGUGUCUUUGCAGUGCGGCGACUUUGCGGCGGGUUGGGCGGCGGGCGACAUGUGCGCCGACCUGUGCGUCCGCGGCCUGGUGGAGUACAAGCGCUGCCUCUACUACGAGAGCGGGAAGAAGGUGAUGGAGGUCCGCUGGAGGGGGCGGCCUGUCAUCCUCAAGUCCAAGCUGGAGAACUUGUCCUCCUACCAGCCUCUGGGACCCCUCGACUACCAGGACGCAGCGGGCGACUCGUCUCCGCUGGACGUUCUCCUCCGCGCCACGCUGGAGGUGCGGAGCUGGCUGGGUCUGGCCGAGGAGGAGGGAGGAGCCGGCUCCCCGCUCAAGCUGCGCUCCUCGGACAAGAUCUACACCCGAGCCGAGCUGACCUCUCUGUGGUCUCUGCUGCAGCAGGACGAGUACGCCUUCCUCAGAGUUCUGCAGGACCUGAGCGUGCACGUGUCCAAGGUGUUGGGCUCGUGCGGACACUUCUACGCCGUGGAGUCGUUGUCGGCGGGCCGCGCGUGGGACCAGAACAUCUUCUCUCUGGAGGAGGACGACGGGGCGGAGGGCGCGGGGCCGGGCCGCGGCCGUCGGGGGUCGUGGGGCGCCCGGCGGAAGGUCCACCGCAUCGCGCUCAGCUUCCUGGACAUGGUGCGACGCUUCGACGACGACUUCACGCACAAAGUCCACCUGUGCGACGUCAAGCCCGAGAACUUUGCCAUCAGGAAGGAUCUCACUGUGGUGGCCAUCGACGUGGACAUGGCCUUCUUCCAGCCCAAGAUGGAGGAGAUCCUGGACCACAAGUGCAGCGCCGACGACGACUGCAGCUUCUUCGACUGCGCGUCGUCGUGUGACCUCGGCGCGCGGCACUGCCGCCGCCGGCGCGCCAACACCAACUUGCAGGUGAUUUGUGAGAAGAUCUUCAGGCUGUGGUUUUCUCCCACGCUGCUGGGCGCCAAAGCGGGGCUCCCCCUGCAGGUGGAGCUGCAGAGGGCGGUGCAGGAAUGUUCUGAGUCGGGCGGCGUGAACAAACAAGGACUUGGAGGAGGAGGCGGCCGGGAUGUCCACCGGCGCCUCUUCCGUAUCCUGACUCGCCUCCUUCACGAGGGAGGAAAAUCAGACGAAGAGCACGAGACCGAAGGCCGCACGGCGCUCAACCUCUGAGAAUCCUUCGAAGAACUUCAAAAGCACCCCUGAAAAACGUCUCGUUAACUUCUGACAACGUUGCGAGGAAUCUCACACGAUGUCCGUGAUCAUGUGAUCGCAUUCCAGAAAGUCAAUCUUUGACCUCCGAGCUCUUCGAUGUGCGGAAGGCGGUGACUUCAUCGACUUCAAACUUCAAGAAGGAUUUGCGUCAAUUCUGCUUCCGAAUGAUGCCGUUCGUGACGUCACAGCGCGUCCUUGAGGGACUUCAUGAGAAGCAAACACACAGAUGUCCCGGCGUCGGCUGCACGGAGUCGUGUUUCAAUUGAAACAAUAAAUAUGGAGGAUGCGUUAUGUGCUGUUUCACGCAGGCAGAGCCAAAACACAAAACAAUACAAGAUCGUUUGCGCUUGUCUUUUGUGCCUGCCGGGUGCUAUACAGUCAGCAAAGGUUUUCGUCUCGUUCGGUGUGUUUUGUGGACGGGGACGACGUAAAACCGCUUGCAAAGUCAAACGAAAUCUGUAGUUUAACUUGGAAUAAAAGCGAAAACCAGCGAAUAAUGAUGAGAA